CCUCCACCUUCUAAGGGCUUGGGAUGCAGAUGUGCACCACCUUGCCUGGCCUACGGACAGCAUCAUGGAAAUAGUAGGUACAAGAACACGUGCUGAUUUUCUGUGAAAACCGGAAAAGAUGUUGGUGUAGAGGACAUUCGCUACCAUGAGUUCCGGUGCACUGCCGAAACCUCAGAUGCGUGGUGUCUUGGCCAAGCGUCUGUGGGUUGAUAUGGUUGGUGCAUUCAUUGUGGUCCUGGGUGUUCUAUAAUGUGGUGUGGCUGAACCAAGAAAGAAAGCAUAUGCAGAUUUCUAGAAUUAUGAUUCCAUGAAAGAUCUUGUAGAAAUGAGGAAGGCUGGUGCCUUUCAAAGUGUGGAGUGAUUUCAGAAUGUAAAGAAUUCUUUGGAUUGUGCCUUGAUAGAAAUUCAUUGCUGAGCUGUGUUCCUGAACUAUGAAAUACGAAUAUGUGGGCUAAGGAGUAGUUGUCUCAAUAAACAAUU
Molecule: messenger RNA, 480 nt
Organism: Mesocricetus auratus (golden hamster)
Lineage: Eukaryota; Metazoa; Chordata; Mammalia; Rodentia; Cricetidae
Product: cytochrome c oxidase subunit 6C-2
Source: RefSeq, a predicted model, not a curated record